AUGGUCGCUAUCAGCGAAUUUCCUCCGAUUACUGGUGAACCCGCCGUCAUCAGCCGGACUGGCCCUCCCAAGGUUACGGGUGCGACGGGAAAAGAUGGAAUCAUCAAACCGUUCAAAAUUCGGGAAAUCUCUGAUGAAGAAAUUGAUUGGAAUGAGAAACCGGAGGUCUCGGAAACCUCUGGGCUAAUGAGCUGGGAUCUUCAAAUUGAUUAUUCGCCCGUAAUAAGUGACCUGAGGUUCAUUAUCGUGCGCACCUUAAUCCCGGAUCAAUCUGUCUUGUACCAGCAGGUGAACUUGGAAACGAUGGUUCCCAUCGAAGAUGCUUUUAUGCAGGCAGAAUGGGUCCAACUCGACGAUGGGUCAACGACUGUCGAGACGAACGGAACUUUGUACAGAGGCGAAUUUGACGACAAGCCGACGAGAGGCCUUUGCGAUCAAUUCGAGGCAAGAGACAGUGCGGCGUUACGUGCACUGAAGCAGCCCGGAUGGGAGGAGCUAUAUCCGCCUGCAGAAUACAACAUUAUGUAUACCGUGCACCGCGGGAAACUCUACUUGACCUGGCGUAUCAGAUUUGACCUAACUCAAGAAGUCGAUGACGAAUUCGUGGUGUGGGUCAGCGCUCGGGACUGCAAGCAUAUCGUCGCCGCAGCGAGUAUUCACCAGCGUUUAGCCUUGACUUUGGAGGAUGUCAUCGAUGACCAGAAGAGGUUAUUUAAAGAGCGAGGGAUCCCUCUCAAGCAACCUGGGACGAAAAGAAGCGGCGAAGCUCUCUAG
This is a messenger RNA of Diaporthe amygdali, 774 nucleotides long. RefSeq lists its product as uncharacterized. The record is from RefSeq and is a predicted model, not a curated record. Bases 1 to 774 code for a protein of 257 amino acids. The transcript has 2 exons. NCBI's taxonomy places the organism in Eukaryota, Fungi, Ascomycota, Sordariomycetes, Diaporthales, Diaporthaceae.